UAUUCUUCAUUUUAAAUUAAGUACAUUCGAGUCGGACGUAUUCGCAUCUAGGUAUUGUUAUGUAUCAUGGCCUGGAACUGUGCUGAGAAUGUGAUAAGCAUGGAAGCUAAGCAUAAAGUUGAGAAGUUAGAUAAGAGGUUAUACAAUGUUAAAACAAACCAUUAAAGUAUAGAUUUUAAUCUCUCGCCCAAUUGUUAUGGCAAAUAAAUAAUUAAACACGAUCAAUUCAAAAGCUUCUAGACUCGGACUAGCAACCUGUCAUUCGACUUUGAACAACGGGUUGUCACUUUGCAGGGAUUAGUUGAUGGCUCACGAAUUGCAAACUACAAGCAAAAGAAACUUCUCUUAUUUAGAAUUAAUUUAUUAUUUACAUAUAAUAAUCUCUUACAUAGAAUUAAUUUCAAGACAUAUAUAAUAUUUAUUUUAUAUCAAAUACUGUUCACUUUUAAAUGCUAUUUUCUUCCUAGUUUCUUCCCCGAGAUUGCUUUUCGUAUUGCAAUGCAUUGGCGCCACUUAUUUGAAUCGACGCCAUAUUCAAUUUUAGUUCGCUUGACGGAUAUCGUAGGUAUGAGGGCACUAAAAACGCUUGUCGCAUGAGGUAAUGCAGGUUUUUUUGUUUGUUUUAUACAAUAAAAAGAGGUAAACAGGUACGUACAUACAUACAUGGAAGAUUUGGUGGCCUCAGUCGAAGGUGAUUAUCUGGAAGAUCCAACAAAAUACGUCGUACGAGAAAUGGAGCCGGGACCAUAUUAUGGAUCUGAUGAAGAAGAGAUCCUACCACAUGUAGCCUCAUUAUCGAUGCAUCCAAGACCAGAUAUGCUUUCAACUGUUCCACCGGGGGUUAAACAAGGAGACAUUAUAAUUCCAGCCCAAUACAUAUAUGAUAAACUAAAUAGUAUUGAAAAGAAGAUAGACUCUGUUAUGAGUAGUCUUUCAGAUAUUGAAAAACGACAACAGGCUACACAUGAUAUGAUGAUCAUCCUACAACGCUCGCUUCCUCGUUACACUACUCCAGCUAUUUCUCAACAUCGUUAUCCUAUAAUCGAGCGUCGCCUACAAUAAAAUAAUAUAAAUAUAUUUAUGAACUAUUGGCAUAAUAAAAAUGUGAUCUAAAUUGGUUGUGGUUAGAAAUUGAUGAAUAUCAAUAUAUUUAAAUUAUAUAGUGUUUGUUUAAAAAAC
Molecule: messenger RNA, 1179 nt
Organism: Ooceraea biroi (clonal raider ant)
Lineage: Eukaryota; Metazoa; Arthropoda; Insecta; Hymenoptera; Formicidae
Source: RefSeq, a predicted model, not a curated record